UAUUUUAACGAUUCCAUAUUUUGUACCGGAGCCAAAAUUUUAUUUGUUGUUUAUUUGGAGCUUUUUUUAUUCUAAAAUGAAGAGACAUUUUGAGAAGAAACAAAUUUCAAUUGUUGAGAAACUUUACAAACAACACCACAAACAAUCUUAUGCAUCAGCUGGCGGUUUUAAUAGCGAUGAUGACGAAUUAGAAGAAAGGAGAGAACAAAUUUCUGAAGCAUUACAAAAAAAUCAAAAUAAACUUUACGAACAUUUGAGUCCACCUGAGCUUUGCUUAGAUUGUGAGGGCCCUUUGUUUUCCGAUGCCUAUCUUUGGAAAUAUUUUAGUCAACCAAUUUGUAAUAAAUGCAGAGAAUUGGAGAAACACAAAUUAAUUACUAGAACAGAAGCAAAGACUAAAUUUUUGUUGACAGAUGCCGAUUUGGACUGUCGGAAACCGCCACUUCGUUAUAUUUCUCGAAAAAAUCCACACAAUCCACGCUAUGGAGAUAUGAAAUUAUAUUUACGUUCACAACUAGAAGCAAGAGCACUUGAAGUUUAUGGUUCUUUUACUUCUUUAGAACAAGCAAAACAAAAACGAGAACUCAACAGAGAAAAAGCAAAUGAACGGCGAUUUGAAAAGAAAAUUCAUUCAAUGCGCAAAGAGGUGGGGGAAAAUAAUUUUUUGAAAAAAAAUUAAAAUCAGAAAAAUUCUGUUCAUUUUAUUA
Meloidogyne enterolobii is the source of this 707-nucleotide messenger RNA. The record is from the annotation of a GenBank genome assembly. NCBI's taxonomy places the organism in Eukaryota, Metazoa, Nematoda, Chromadorea, Rhabditida, Meloidogynidae.